AUGAGUAAUAUCUUAAUCGUAAAUGGUGCGAAACAGUUUGCACAUUCAAAUGGUGAAUUAAACGAUACCCUGACUGCCUUAGGUGAAGAUGUGCUUAGCGAUUUGGGACAUCGUGUAAAAGUGACACGUACCGAUGCAGAUUACGAUGCUCAAGAAGAAGUAGAGAAAUAUCUCUGGGCGGAUGUUGUGAUCUAUCAAAUGCCAGGUUGGUGGAUGGGUGCGCCGUGGACCAUGAAAAAAUAUAUUGAUGAUGUUUUUACCACUGGUCAUGGCAGUUUAUAUGCCAACGAUGGUCGUAGCCGUUCUGAUGCUGCCAAAAAAUAUGGCUCAGGUGGUUUGAUUCAGGGGAAAAAGUAUAUGUUGUCGUUAACUUGGAAUGCACCCUUACAAGCGUUUGAUGAUCCUGAGCAAUUUUUCCAUGGUGUUGGUGUAGAUGGUGUGUAUUUACCUUUUCAUAAAGCCAAUCAAUUUUUAGGAAUGCAAAGUUUAGAAACGUUUAUUGUCAAUGAUCACCACAAAUUGCGCAAUAUGAACAGGCAUAUCGUCAACAUUUACAGCAGCUUUUUGCUUAAGCAAAUUGGAAUUUUGAAUAUCUCGUUUAAAAAAUUUAAGGAGUCUAAAAUGUUGACUAUUGUGGCUGAAAUCCGUGCAUAUCCAAAUGGAUUACACAAAGAUAAAAUUAUCCAAGCAUUUAAGAAAAUUACCCCGAUAGUAUUACAAGAGCAAGGCUGUCAUGGUUAUCAGCUAUUGGUCGACGCUGGUGUUGAUGUGAGUUAUCAAAGCAAGGAUUCUGAUUUGAUCGUGAUGCUUGAAAAAUGGGAAAGUAUUGAGCAUCUCAAUGCACACUUGCAAACUGUGCAUAUGCAAGCGUAUCAACUUGAAGUAAAAGAGCAUGUUGCUGAUGUUAAAAUCCGUAUUUUAGAACAAGGAUUUUAA
Messenger RNA from Oppiella nova, 936 nucleotides. NCBI's taxonomy places the organism in Eukaryota, Metazoa, Arthropoda, Arachnida, Sarcoptiformes, Oppiidae. The record is from the annotation of a GenBank genome assembly.